AUGAAUUCUCCUCGGAUACUGCAGUUGCCACGGCGCAUCCCUUCGACUCGCACAUUUGUUUCCCCCCGAUCCUCACUGCGAACCCUGAGCACUGGCGCGCAACAGAAUACCUCGGCCCCAUCAUCACCAUGGACACGGCGACUUAUCUACGCCGGCAUAUUCGGAGGUCUGGGCAUUGGAGUUGGGAAAUUAAUAGGGCAAAGGAUCGCGCCACCGCCAGUCCCGGGGUCCCCCGAGGACCAGAGGCAGCUCGAGAAACUCGAACGGGCGUAUGAAAUUGGUCUCCCGCUCGUGAAGCAAUUACGAGACGACCCGGAUUAUGUCGAAUCGGGCGUAUACGAAUACUUUUCGGACGAACAAAAAGCCCACCGUCUGACCUCUGGUCCCUUGGCUGGGAGCAGGGGGCUGGGACUACAGAAAGUAUUCUGGAACGACAAGGAUCAGAAGAUCGUUAGCGUCGUGGCAUUUGGCUCCGGCAUUGAAGGAUGGCCAACCAUGGUGCAUGGCGGUGCACUUGGCACCGUGCUCGAUGAGAAUCUCGGACGAGCUGCGAUACGACGUUUCCCGGCCCGUACUGGUGUCACUGCGAACCUCAACAUAAACUACCGCGCGCCCGUCUACUCGGGUAACUUCUACUCCCUGCAUACAACCCUGGACCAAGAGCGAAGCACGGACCGCAAGGCUUAUGCCAAGUGUGAGCUUCGUGAUAUGACAGGGCGUGUCUGUGUGGAGGCAUCUGGUCUUUUCGUUGUUCCUAAGAAGCUCCGGCUGCGAACUAUUGGAGAGACCUUUUGA
Molecule: messenger RNA, 795 nt
Organism: Penicillium waksmanii
Lineage: Eukaryota; Fungi; Ascomycota; Eurotiomycetes; Eurotiales; Aspergillaceae
Product: PaaI family thioesterase
Exons: 2
Coding region: 1-795 (264 amino acids)
Source: RefSeq, a predicted model, not a curated record